AAAAUGUGACUGUGGAUGAUCAUGAUAUGUUUUCUUUAAUGUACUCAAGCUUCGCUUGUAUUUUCAGGGAGAAAGAUCUCAAUGCUAAGUUUAUUAUUUCAAUGGAGAAAAAUAAAACGACAAUCACAAACUUGAAGAUACCAGAGGGCGGUACUGGCGAUACAGGAAGAGAAAGAACUAAGACCUUUACCUAUGAUUUUUCCUAUUUCUCUGCAGACAGUAAAAGUCCCAGCUUUGUUUGUCAAGAAACGGUUUUCAAAAAUCUUGGUACAGACGUGCUUAAGUCUGCUUUUGAAGGUUAUAAUGCUUGUGUUUUUGCAUAUGGACAGACUGGAUCUGGGAAGUCCUACACCAUGAUGGGAAAUGCGGGUGAUGCUGGCUUAAUACCUCGGAUUUGUGAAGGGCUGUUCAGCAAAAUAAGUGAAAAAACAAAACGGAAUGAGGCGUCCUUUCGAACAGAAGUCAGCUAUUUGGAAAUUUAUAAUGAACGUGUGAGAGAUCUUCUCAGGAGGAAGUCAUCAAAAACGAAUAAUUUACGAAUCCGAGAGCAUCCAAAAGAAGGACCAUAUGUUGAAGAUUUGUCUAAACAUUUAGUGCAAAAUUAUGGUGAUGUAGAAGAACUUAUGGAUGCAGGAAAUAUAAACAGGACUACGGCUGCAACUGGAAUGAAUGAUGUCAGCAGCAGGUCUCAUGCCAUUUUCACAAUCAAUUUCACUCAGGCUAAAUUUGAUUCUGAAAUGCCUUGUGAGACUGUUAGCAAGAUUCACUUGGUAGAUCUUGCUGGAAGUGAGAGAGCAGAUGCCACUGGUGCCACAGGGGUUAGAUUAAAGGAAGGCGGGAAUAUUAACAAAUCCCUCGUUACUCUGGGAAAUGUCAUUUCUGCCUUAGCUGAUUUAUCUCAGGAUGCAACAAAUCCUCUUUCAAAGAAGAAACAAGUAUUUGUGCCUUACAGAGACUCUGUGUUGACUUGGCUGUUAAAAGAUAGCCUAGGAGGAAACUCUAAAACUAUAAUGAUUGCCACUAUUUCACCUGCUGAUGUCAAUUAUGGAGAAACUUUAAGUACACUUCGCUAUGCAAAUAGAGCCAAAAACAUCAUCAACAAGCCUACUAUUAAUGAAGAUCCUAACGUCAAACUGAUCCGUGAGCUGAGAGCUGAAAUAGCCCGAUUAAAAGCCCUGCUUGCUCAAGGGAAUCAGAUUGCUCUCCUGGAUUCCCCAACAGCUUUAAGUAUGGAAGAAAAGCUUCAGCAGAAUGAAGCAAGGGUACAAGAACUGACCAAAGAAUGGACAAACAAGUGGAAUGAAACCCAAAAUAUUCUGAAAGAACAAACCUUGGCUCUGAGGAAAGAAGGGAUAGGUGUUGUGUUAGAUUCUGAGCUGCCUCAUUUAAUUGGCAUUGAUGACGAUCUCCUUAGUACUGGCAUCAUCUUGUAUCACUUGAAGGAGGGUCAAACAUAUGUUGGCAGAGAAGAUGCUGUGACGGAACAGGAUAUUGUUCUUCAUGGUCUGGAUUUGGAAAGUGAGCAUUGCAUCUUUGAAAAUCUUAAUGGUACUGUGAAUCUAAUACCACUGAAUGGAGCACAGUGUUCUGUGAAUGGAAUUCAGAUUACUGAGGCCACGCACCUAAACCAAGGUGCUGUGAUAUUACUUGGAAGAACCAAUAUGUUUCGCUUUAACCAUCCCAAAGAAGCUGCUAAACUAAGGGAAAAAAGAAAGAGUGGACUGCUGUCUUCCUUCAGUUUGUCUAUGACAGAUCUUUCAAAAUCUUGUGAGAACCUGUCAGCUGUUAUGCUUUAUAAUCCAGGACUGGAAUUUGAAAGACAACAACGAGAGGAACUUGAAAAAUUAGAAAGCAAAAGGAAACAGAUAGAAGAGAUGGAGGAAAAACAAAGAUCUGACAAAGCAGAGCUUGUAAGAAUGCAACAAGAAGUAGAGUCACAGCGCAAGGAAACAGAAAUAGUACAGCUGCAAAUUCGAAAACAGGAAGAGAGUCUGAAGCGCAGAAGUGUUCACAUUGAGAGCAGGUUGAAGGAUUUGCUGGCUGAAAAAGAGAAAUUCGAAGAAGAGAGAUUGCGGGAACAACAGGAGAUAGAACUUCAAAAGAAGCAGCAGCAGGAGGAAAUUUUUGCCCGUGUCAAAGAGGAAUUGCAGCGCCUCCAGGAACUUAAUCAUAAAGAAAAAGCAGAGAAAAUGCAGAUUUUCCGAGAACUAGAAAAACUUAAAAAGGAGAAGGACGAACAGUAUAUUAAGCUGGAAUCAGAAAAAAAGAGAAUUGAAGAACAAGAAAGGGAGCAGAUGAUGCUUGUGGCUCAUCUAGAGGAACAGCUUCGAGAGAAGCAGGUCAUGAUACAGCUCCUCAAGAGAGGCGACGUACAAAGAGUCGAAGAAGAGAAGAGAGAUCUUGAAGAUAUCAGGGAAUCUCUUUUGAAAGUCAAAGAAGCCCGAUCUGAAGGUGAAGAAAACCGUGAAGAGUUAGAAAAAGCCCAACAUAGCUUUAUAGAGUUUAAAAAGAAACAGCUAGAACAGUUGACUAUGCUGGAAAAAGAUUUAGUUCAACAAAUGAAUCACCUAGAGAAGGAAAUAGCACGUGAAAAAGAAACUGUGGAACAUUUAAAACUUGCUGAGGAAGAACAUGUAAAUCUCAAGGAUGAUGAAAACUUUGGGGAUGCUGUACUCAAGGCUGAAGAAUUUGACGUGAUAAAGCCAGCGGAAUACAGGCUUCAAUGUAAAGUACACCAGCUGAAGUACCUGAAGAGUAAUCAUUUGCCAGCUCUGCUGGAAGAAAAGCAAAGAGCCUCUGAAGUCCUUGAUAGAGGCUUGUUAGGAUUAGAUAAUACUCUGUAUCAAAUAGAGAAAGAAAUAGAAGAUAAAGAAGAGCAGCUUGCACAAUAUAGAGCUAGCACAAAUCAGUUGCAGCAGCUUCAAGAAACGUUUGAAUUCACAGCCAAUGUAGCUCGGCAGGAAGAAAAAGUUCGGAAGAAGGAAAAGAAAUCCUUGAACAAGGGAAAACAGCAGAGAGAGGCAUUGGAACAAGCUGUAGCUAAGUUAGAAAGAAGGCACUCUGCUUUGCAACGUCGUUCUACAAUAGAUUUUGAAAUUGAAGAGCAAAAGCAGAAGCUUGCCACAUUGAACAACAGCUGCAGUGAGCAGGCUGGCCUGCAGGCGAGUCUGGAAGCUGAGCAAAAAGCCCUUGAACAAGACCGGGAGCGCCUAGACCAGGAAAUUCGGCAACUGAAGCAAAAAAUAUACGAGGGUGAUGCUGGUCAGAAAGGAAAUCAUGGAACAUUAGAGGAGAGACUGUCCCAUAGCAAUUCCCCAACAAGCCCAACAAAGCCACAGCCAUCCGUUACUCCAGUGGUUGAUGACAGGAUAAAUGCCUUUAUUGAACAAGAAGUGCAGAGAAGGCUCCAAAAGAUCCAUCAUAAAGCUGAGGAUAAUGAUGGUAGCCUGUUCUGGUCUACAGAAAGUUCAAAGGAUAAUGAGAGGCUUAAUAAUGGCACCGUUCAGCGCAAGUUGAAGUAUGAGCGGAUGGUCUGUCGUUCUUUGGGAGCAAAUCCAGAUGACCUAAAGGACCCAAUUAAAAUUAGUAUUCCACGCUAUGUCCUGUGUGGGCAGGGAAAGGAUGAACACUAUGAGUUUGAAAUAAAGAUAACAGUCUUGGAUGAGACAUGGACAGUAUUCAGGCGAUACAGUCGUUUUCGGGAAAUGCACAGAACUUUAAAAUUGAAGUACCCAGAGGUCGCUACUUUAGAAUUCCCUCCAAAGAAGCUCUUUGGAAACAAGGAUGAACGAGUGAUUGCAGAGCGACGGAGUCACUUAGAGACAUACCUCAGGAACUUUUUCACUGCAAUGCUGCAAUCUCCAUCAUCUCCGCUGCACAUUGAUAAAGUGGGGUCGACUCUGUCAAAACACACCAUCUGUGAGUUCUCACCGUUCUUCAGGAAAGGAGUUUUUGACUAUAGCAGUCAUGGGACCAGCUAACUUCUGUGCCAGGGCCCUCGUGUCAGAGGAGCACAGUUAGUGGUGCCUUCACUUCUGUGGUAUGAGAGAAAUGAAGGAGAGGAAGAAAGCAUAUCUUCUUUCAUGGCUGAAAAGCUGCAUCAAACCAACUCUAGCUAAAGACUGCUACGCCCUGAUGCUAGCUUUAGUUCUUUCCCACUUCUCAUAUUAGUGCCUGCGUUUUCCUGGCAUGAGGUACACAGACAUUGCUCGUGAAUUGCGCUGUUAAUACUGUACGAAAGCUCUGACACUCAUGCUGGGUUUGGAUCCACUCCUCAGUGGGAGCACUUCUUCGUCUUUGCUCAGACAAUUUGUUAUGGUCUUGUGAGAUCAUCUCAUGUUCGCUGUGUUGGCAUGUCAUACUGACAGAGAGUAGUUUCUGAGCAGCCUUUCUGUUUCUGCCCAAGCUGCUCCUUACGGAACAUUUCCUGUUUUGAUUUCUUACAGCAUAUUGUGGUAUUUAAGGUAAUGCUUGUACUCCACUGUUGUUUCUUUUUUUUUCUCCCAGAACGUAUAUUUUAAGUGUUUGUCUGUGUGAUUUAGUUUUUCUCAGAAGAUUUAAAGAGCCUGAGUGACUUGAAUGUUUACAAAACAUACACAGCAGAAAGAAUAUAAUUUAAAACCUUUAAAAGUCUUCCACACUUGGGUAUUUUGAAGCAGAACGAAUCACUUGCUGUUAAUUAAGCAGUAAAGGAAGCAAUAGUUACUGAAGAAUGCAGUAGGCAUCUUUUCACGUUUUCUAAUUACCUAGACCGUAAGUGGAUACUGUGCAGUGUACAGAGCUCAGAGCUAUGCAUAAAGCUAACUCAGAGUGCUAUAUUUCUUUUUUGGAAAACAGCUUCUUCAUAAUAACAUAGCACUGUAAAACCUGAACUUUAUUUGCAUCAGUUAAAAUUUACGAGAUUUUACUAAUAGUACUUUAAAAUUACUCAGGACAUAUUCAAACUUGCACAUGUAUAUACAGUUAGAACUCAUAUUGCUGCAGAUCCAAAAAUAUGUAUACACUGUGACUGGAACUGGGUAUGUGUACAUGUUAAUGUAUAAUUGGUUGUAAAAAAGCAGAAUUAAUCAGCUUUUGGUUAUUAUUAAAAUGCAUCCUGGAAGGUAAGUUUAGGAGUAUGAAGCAUUAUUUGUGAGUUGCCAUCAUUGACCAUUGGUAGGUCCUGGUAAUCAAACUGUUUCUUGUUGUGGACAAUGAUUAUUAAAACCUGAAGCAACAACAUCGGUAACACAUGACCUAAAUUACAAAAACAGUAAUGCUUUAUGUUUAGUUUGAUAAAUAAAGACCGUUUUCCACUACUAAGACCA
Molecule: messenger RNA, 5306 nt
Organism: Meleagris gallopavo (turkey)
Lineage: Eukaryota; Metazoa; Chordata; Aves; Galliformes; Phasianidae
Source: RefSeq, a predicted model, not a curated record